Messenger RNA from Salarias fasciatus (jewelled blenny), 1573 nucleotides. It is a transcript of the gene tspan3a, whose product is annotated as tetraspanin 3a. Gene Ontology annotation, cellular component: plasma membrane. The transcript has 7 exons. The record is from RefSeq and is a predicted model, not a curated record. Bases 111 to 872 code for a protein of 253 amino acids. Lineage: Eukaryota; Metazoa; Chordata; Actinopteri; Blenniiformes; Blenniidae.
ACGCACACACACACGCACACACACAGAGUGAGAGCAGUUGGUGGAGUCAUGUCUGAGUAGAAAGCUGCAGCGUUUCCCGGCUCAAACAGCGCAGACAGCCCGUGGCGGAGAUGGGCCAGUGUGGCAUCACGUCGUCGAAGACCGUCCUGGUGUUCCUCAACCUCAUUUUCUGGGCUGCUGCUGGCAUCCUGUGCUAUGUCGGAGCCUAUGUCUUCAUUACAUAUGAUGACUACGAUCAUUUCUUCGAAGAUGUGUACACUCUGAUCCCGGCGGUGAUCAUCAUCGCUGUGGGAGCGCUUCUCUUCAUCAUCGGCCUCAUCGGCUGCUGUGCUACAGUGAGAGAAAGUCGCUGCGCUCUUACAACGUUUGUCGUCAUUCUGCUGCUGGUGUUCAUGACAGAGGUCGCUGUGGUGGUUCUUGGAUACAUUUACAGAGCAAAGGUUGAAGACGAGGUUAAUAGUUCCAUUCUGAAAGUUUAUGAUGAGUACAACGGCACCAACAGCAACGCGCAGAGCCGUGCCAUCGACUACGUCCAGAGACAGCUUCAGUGCUGCGGAAUCCACAAUUAUUCAGACUGGCAGAACACACCCUGGUAUAAAGAGUCCAAAAACAACAGCGUGCCCAUCAGCUGCUGCAGAGCUGAUGUUGGACUCUGCACAGGGUCCCUCACUCACCCCGAUGACCUCUACCAAGAAGGUUGUGAAGCUCUGGUUGUAAAGAAGUUAAAGGAGAUCAUGAUGUACGUCAUCUGGACCGCACUGACAUUUGCUGCCAUUCAGAUGCUGGGGAUGCUGUGUGCGUGCGUCGUCCUGUGCCGCAGGAGCAGGGAUCCCGCCUACGAGCUCCUCAUCACAGGAGGCACUGUUGCAUAAAGGAGGAGGAAACAUUUCUCACUUUAACACUCAAAGUAACCAAGUUUUUUUUUUUUUUUUUUUUGGUGAGGGCAUGAAAAUGACGUUACAACACUAAUCUAAAGAGUCUAACCACUUUUUAACUUAUUUUCUGAAAAAAAAAAAGCUUCCAGACAAACGUAUGAGAGGCUGAUGUUUUUCUUACCAAAAUUCAAAUCCUUGUAAUCCCAUGCGGAGGCAAAUGUGGACAGGGUAAUAUUCUCAGUUUAGUCUGCACUGUGUGUACAGUUCAUCCAUGGUAUUUUAUUUUAUUUUAUUGAAUGAUUUGUAUCGUUUCAUCUCCACUGUUAUCACCAUCGCUGCUACUCCUCUAGAAUGACUAGUUUUACCUCACCUUUCACCAGCAUCACUCUCUGAAAUAAUCAACACUACAGCUCAAGUCAAUAGCACGGCGUGAUUUUAUCUGUAACCAGUGUAUCUUAGCCAGCUUUUGCCGAUGACUUUAUUUAAAGAAUCAAACCUUUGGUAUGUGAAAUAUUUAAAGUAGGAAUUGAACACUUGACUUAGUCUCAUUGCAGUUUUGUUUGUUUUUGUCUUGAGUGUUGACUUGUCGUAGUCCAAGAGUUGGAUCUGUUGCUGUGAAGCGGAAGGCGAAACCUAAGAAUGUCACUGAAAUGUACCAAAAACUGGAAGUUUGAAAUUAAAUAUGUUUUCUGAUCAGG